CUUACCCACUCAGGUUCAAUUGCUGGGCCCUGCAGGUAAUGCGUGUUUCUCGCUUGCGGUUCAAAUCAGUUGGAGGAGCCCGCUCUCUUGGGAGCCGCCACGGGAGGCACCACGGCGGAGACGACGGACGUACUAACAUACCAAGUGGCCGUGGUGCGGUGCCGUGAUGAGGAACGUUCUGAAGUGGACAUGCCUGCUGUUGCUUGUCGGCACGCCACAUGCUGAAGGUCACAGUCCUCCAGGGAAGCCCACACUGACCAGCUGUCGCUCCCCAGAAAAAGAGACCUUCACUUGCUGGUGGCAGCCGGGCACAGACGGCGGACUUCCCACCACGUAUGCUCUGUACUACCGCAAAGAAAACUCCGAUGCGGUGUACCAAUGUCCUGACUAUGUCACGGCGGGGGAGAACUCGUGCUUCUUUAACAAGAACGACACGUCCAUCUGGGUCAACUACAACAUCACGGUCGUGGCCACCAACAGGCUGGGCAGCACCUUCUCCGACCCUGUGGACAUCGACGUGGUCUAUAUUGUCCAGCCCAAUCCGCCAGAGAACGUGUCGCUGACCAUCAUGCAGGACAAAGGUUGGCCCUUCCUCCGGGUGGCGUGGCAGCCGCCCCGCAAGGCCGACACACGCUCCGGCUGGAUCACGCUUAUCUACGAAAUUGGCAUCAGGCUGGAGCAUGAAAACGAGUGGGAGACACACGUGGCGGGCCAGCAGAAGCUGUUUAACAUUUUCAGUCUGCGGUCGGGCGGCGCUUACCUCGUUCAGGUGCGCUGCAAGCCCGAUCACGGCUUUUGGAGUGAAUGGAGUUCUGCUUCCCGCAUCCGUUUUCCUGAUUAUUUCCAUCGAGAGAAGUCAACGUGGAUCGUCAUCACGGUGUUUUGUUUCUUCAUCUUCCUCAUCGUUACAUGGUUGUUGCACGUGAACAGUCACAGAAGCGUGAAGCACUGCCUUCUGCCGCCUGUCCCUGGUCCUAAAAUAAAAGGAUUCGAUCAGCAACUUCUUAAGAACGGCAAGUCCGAAGCUAUCUUCAGCGCACUGGUAGUGUCUGAUUUCCCCCCGAGGUCAUCAUCAAACUACGAGGACCUUCUAGUGGAGUACUUGGAGGUGUAUGUGCCAGAGGAGCAGCAGGUGAUCCUGGAGGAAAGCAAGGAGCUCCAUAGCAGUUGCUUCAAAUCAGAGAGCUCCACAUCCGACAGUGACUCGGGGCGGGGAAGCUGUGACAGCCACACCCUCCUAAUAGAUAAAGGGGGUCAGUCUAAAGAGAACGAGGACCGUCCAGUGAGAACCGAGGACCAGGUGGAAGCUGAAGACUGGGAGGAGGAGGGGUCGGACGCUAAAGAAGACAUGGGUGGUGUAGAUGUUCCCAGUGGAGGGAGGGUGAAGACCUGGCCGUCGGUGUUCACGAGCCCAUCGGACCAGCAGAUCUCACGAGAGCACUGCCUCUCCGACAGCAUGAUCAUGAUCACCGAGGGCGUUCUCGGACCGGACCCUUCAAAAUUCUUGUUGAGCACCACAAAGCCGGCAGUUGCACAGCUGAGCAAGUCGGUCAAGUCCCGCAGCGACAUCAACAUCUCCACAUUUGUCCACAAACAGUGGUCCGUGGACAGUGACGGGGUCCAGCCGGUCACGGAGGACACAACGGCGUUCCUGCAGCCAUUCCUGCUCCAGGAACGGGAUUACAGCAAGGUGAAGAGGGUGGGAACCGACAACACGCUGCUGCUCCAGAGAUUGGCGGAUGUGGACGGCUGCGAGGAGCAGACAAUUUCUACUGGGAUUGAUCUUAAGACCAACCCCGUCUGUAUGGACGCCACUGUGCCAGGACAGGAGGCAACAAGCGCUUAUGUUGACACUGCUGCCAUUUUCCCAAUGCCAACUCACUGAGCAUCUCCGUAUCGGAUGUCAUGUGACCUCCCUUAGGUUUUUUAACAUCCAUCUCUGAUUUUGAGAUGACUGCAGGCUUUGUGUCAAAAUGACCAUAUUCAUCCAAGGAUACAAAAAUACAAGACGACCCCCUUAUAAUAUCGGGGUGGGUACGGCACGAGUCAGGGGUGUCACCCCAAGUCCUGGUAUAGGUCUUACACAUUUCAUGUCAUUCUUAGUCUAUUUGAGUGUUUCAGGUCAAAAAUACGUUUUAUGUCACUUAAAGCAGGGGUGUCAAAAUUUGCGGCCGGCGGCUUGUUUAUUAUUGGUCCGCGGCACAUUAUAGAUAUGAAAUGAAAGAAACAAAACAAACCCCAGCAAGUAUCGGAGAAAUGGAGCAAAAAGGCAAAUGUAAAGAAAAAAGCUGACAUUCUGAUACUAAUCAUUUCAUUUUAUUACGUCUUUUUGAUUUUUCCGUAUGCGGCCCUCAGUGGGAAAAGUUGGGACACCUGAUUUGCUCUUUUUUGCUCUAUUUUUCAUUCAGAGACUAUUUUUGUACAGAAGACUACUACCUAUUUAAAUAAUGCAUUCUUUCUAUAAGGGUAUGUGACCAAUUUAUCAAUUUAUUUGAUUUGUCUUGUAUUUAUUGCACGCUUCUGUGUAUAGCUCCAAUGUAUUGUAAACUGAAAUCAAUGGACUUCGAUGGGCAGUGGAACAAAAUCUAAAGAAUAAUAUACGGUACAAUAUUUAAAAAAAUGCAUACAUUUUGUUCUGAAAUAGGAAUGGGCGAUAUGAUCUAAAAUGCAUAUUGCAGUAUACAUUGUAGCCUCUUGCAAUAACCGGAUUGCAAAUAAAUAAAGGAACUGAGAAGCCCAUAAAAA
Molecule: messenger RNA, 2745 nt
Organism: Doryrhamphus excisus (bluestripe pipefish)
Lineage: Eukaryota; Metazoa; Chordata; Actinopteri; Syngnathiformes; Syngnathidae
Gene: prlra
Product: prolactin receptor a
Biological process (GO): cytokine-mediated signaling pathway
Cellular component (GO): external side of plasma membrane; membrane
Molecular function (GO): cytokine receptor activity; protein binding
Source: RefSeq, a predicted model, not a curated record